Messenger RNA from Fusarium keratoplasticum, 1143 nucleotides. RefSeq lists its product as uncharacterized. The transcript has 4 exons. Bases 1 to 1143 code for a protein of 380 amino acids. NCBI's taxonomy places the organism in Eukaryota, Fungi, Ascomycota, Sordariomycetes, Hypocreales, Nectriaceae. The record is from RefSeq and is a predicted model, not a curated record.
AUGCGAGCAACAUCCUUUGGCGCAAUCUGGGCUGUCCUGGUGACGCCCAUCCUCGCGAGAGGUGUUUACCUCUCCGAGCGAGAUCUCAAGGCCCUGCCUCCUGUCCGAAAGGACAUGCUGCAAAAGCGGGCAGACUUCUCGGAGGACAUCAACUUCUCCGAGGUUGACAAGGACAUCAUCAAUGUUGACUUGGCGGACAACAAGCUCCAAGUCCACUGUAACAAGUGUGAGGUUGGAGGUCGAGUCGACGCAGACUUUAAUGCAAACAUCCUCAACCCUCCCGAGUCUGAGUUCAAGAUCUCUUUUGCCGAGACAAAGGGCCACAUCGACAUGACUGUUGCUGUUGGCUCUGGCGCUGAACAGGUCAUUCCCCUGUGGAAUACCCAGGGCGUCCCCACCGAUGAAGCUCAAGGCCUUGCACUCUUUCUCGAGUUGGUGGUUUCGUUGGACGGUGAGCUGGAGGCUACUGGCGGCUUUGAGUUCACCAUCCCAGAAGGAUCUUGGCUUUCGGUUGACCUGAAAGGGGACAUCGUCGAAACCAGCUUUGAUAGCGCAACGGGCAACUCCCUCGAGUGGGAUCUCGCUAGCGGCUCCUCGACGCUCAAAGUCUCUCUCCGCCUGCGAACCGAGCUCGGUGCCGGUAGCAAACUAGUGGAUCUGAGAGCCGCGGUGGGAGUCUUUAUGAACCUCGUCGAGCUUGUCGUCGACUUUGAGAGGGACGACAACAACGCGGUCUGCGUCCUCGAGGCUACUGAAUCGUUCAACAUCAAUGCUGGCGUGUAUGCCGACAUCAACCUUGAUAUCGGCCAGGCUACUCUGGGCCCUAACCCUACCGCGGUGACUACUUUGUUCACCGGACCGACAGCGGCUCAGUGCCUAGAGUCCGCUACAGUGACCGAGGGAAAUGGGGUUACCCAGUCUAACGCUGUUGUCACGCAGACUCAGGGUGGUCCUUCUGCCACUGAUGACUGCGAUGAGGCGGUUGAGACUGGAGUUGUCGGCCCCAGCCAGAAGCAGCCAACGGCGUCGACUUUCAGCACCUUCGUCACAUCGCGCCGGGUCGCAACUGUCACUGAGCAUGUUGUCGUCACUGUCACGGAGAUUGCUCAAGCCCAUACUACUAUCUGCCCCGAAGACGAAUGA